UCAGGUUCACAGAACAAUGACACCAAAAGACAGUUUCUUCUAGAAAGACUACUGGAUGCAGUGAAACAGUGUCAAAUACGGUUUGGAGGAAGAAAAGAAAUUGCAUCAGACACUGAUAGCAGAGUCACUUGUUUGUGUGCUCAGUUUGAAGCUGUGUUCCAGCAUGGCCUGAGGAGGAGCAGAGGAUUGGCUUUAACAGCAGCAGCGAUCAAACAGGCGGCAGGUUUCUCCAGUAAAACUGAAACAGAGCCUGUGUUUUGGUAUUACGUGAAGGAGGUGCUGAGCAGGCACGAGCUGCAGCGCUUCUACUCUCUGAAGACAAUCAGCACGGAUGCUGGCCGAGGCCGGGCCUGGCUGCGCUGUGCCUUGAACGAGCACUCCCUGGAGAGAUACGUUCACAUGCUGCUGGCGGACAGGAGCCGGCUCAGUGUCUUCUAUGAAGACUGGUCAUUUUUGAUGGAUGAAGAACGUUCUAGUAUGAUCCCUACAAUGGCAGCUGGUCUGAACUCCAUUCUUUUUGCAAUCAACAUUGAUAAUAAGGAUCUGAAUGGGCAGAGUAAAUGUGCACCCACCGUAUCCGAUUUGUUAAAGGAAUCAACACAAAAUGUAACCUCAUUAUUGAAGGAAUCCACUCAGGGUGUUAGCAGCCUUCUUAGAGAGAUAACUGCAUCCUCUGCUGUCUCCGUUCUAAUAAGACCCGAUCAAGACGCUGACCUGCUUCCUGUUCUCUCAAGGAGUGUCAAUGCUGACAUGAAAUAUAAAAAAGAUCGGAAAAAGAAGAAGAGAGUGACAAAUAUUAUCUCAUUUGAUGAAGAGGAAGAUGAGCAAAAUUUGGGAGAUGCCACGAAGGCUCUGAUUACUGGGGAAAGUUCAGAGGAAGGUGUAGACAGAUCUUCAGUUUUUGUAUUACCCUCAGUACCCUCAUCUGAAAGUACUCUCGGGAAGAAUUUGAAUGGGAAUGAAAGUAACUGUUCAUGGAAGAACAAUUCAGUAUUCAUGAAUGGAGAAUAUGAGUACCAGAAACUAGAUGUGAAGAGUAUUGAUGAUGAAGAUGCAGAUGAGGAUGAGUUAUAUGGAAAAACGUUCAGAAAUAAAGGUGCAGAAGGUGAAACUGAAGCUGCCGAAAAGUCUCGUGAAGUAGGCACGUGCAAUUCUCAGAUUUGCAGUUGGACUCCUCUGCAGGUCCUGAAUGAUGACUCAGAUGUUCUGUUUCCUGUCAGUGCUGUUGGCUCUUACUCCCAAACAGAUAACUUGGAGAAUGGAGAAGGGCAUGAACAUAUUGUUCAUGCAGUAGAACUGGUUCCAAGAAGAUCUGAUCUUCCUUACAGAGUUGAAGUCAGUCCUCCGGCUCAAGUGAAUACUUCAAGCAAUAUCUUGCCUUCAGCCACUGUGCCAGAGUCCAUGACAAUUAAUGAACUCCGUCAAGCUAUUGUGGCCAUGAUGAAUAGAAAGGAUGAACUGGAAGAACAGAAUAGAUCUCUGAGAAUUCUGCUUGAUGGAGAGAUGGAGCAUUCUGCAGCACUAAGACAAGAAAUGGACAACUGGAGAAGGAAAGUGGCAGAACAGGAAGAACGACAUGCCACGAAAGUCCAAGCCUUGGCAAGAGAAAAUGAGGUGCUAAAAGUGCAACUUAAGAAGUAUGUGGGAGCUGUUCAGAUGCUCAGAAGAGAAGGUCAAACAGUGGAAGUUCUGCCAAACAUUUGGAGCACUGAUGGUGAAUUUACUAUUCCAGAGCAAAAGCAAGUAGAAAACAAUGAGGAACUGGCGAGCUCUUACGAGAGGAAAUUGAUUGAGGUAGCUGAAAUGCAUGGAGAACUGAUUGAAUUCAAUGAGAGGCUGCACCGUGCUCUGAUGGCUAAAGAAGCUCUUGUGUCCCAGAUGAGACAAGAACUAAUUGAUUUGAGAGGGCCAGUCCCUGGAGAUUUGAGUCAGACGUCUGAAGAUCAGAGUUUGUCAGAUUUUGAAAUAUCAAACCGUGCUCUGAUUAAUGUUUGGAUUCCCUCAGUGUUUCUGCGUGGAAAAGCUGCUAAUGCAUUCCAUGUUUAUCAGGUUUAUAUUAGGAUAAAGGAUGAUGAAUGGAACGUUUAUCGAAGAUACGCAGAGUUCAGGAGCUUGCAUCAUAAAUUGCAGAAUAAAUACCAGCAAGUGAGGACUUUUAACUUUCCACCAAAGAAGGCCAUUGGAAACAAGGAUGCAAAGUUUGUAGAAGAGCGACGCAAGCAGCUGCAAAAUUACCUAAGGAACGUAAUGAACAAAAUUAUUCAAACUGUGCCAGAAUUCACAGCCAAUCCCAAAAAAGAGACUCUUAUUCAGCUGAUGCCCUUUUUUGUUGAUAUUCCACCUUCUGAAGAACCAGUAAGCAAAAGCAAUCACUCAAGAGUGACUACACGCUUCCCCAAGCUGUCUCGCAGCCAUCAAAGAGAGCCACGAAGCCUGGAACCUCAGAGUGGUGAUCUUUGA
Merops nubicus (carmine bee-eater) is the source of this 2460-nucleotide messenger RNA. It is a transcript of the gene SNX29, whose product is annotated as sorting nexin 29. The annotation marks the transcript as partial. The record is from RefSeq and is a predicted model, not a curated record. The transcript has 20 exons. Gene Ontology annotation, molecular function: phosphatidylinositol binding. NCBI's taxonomy places the organism in Eukaryota, Metazoa, Chordata, Aves, Coraciiformes, Meropidae.